Messenger RNA from Dentiscutata heterogama, 158 nucleotides. The record is from the annotation of a GenBank genome assembly. Lineage: Eukaryota; Fungi; Glomeromycota; Glomeromycetes; Diversisporales; Gigasporaceae.
AACAGAAUGCCACCGAAACAACGAAAGAGAAUGGAGGAAACGUUGCUAAAAUAACAUCCAAAUCGUUAAAGAAACACCGCCAAAAUGACAAAACAGAACUACUAAAGGAAACAACAAAGCACCAAAAAAGACGGAGGAAACACGCUGUAAACGGGAAA